This is a messenger RNA of Glarea lozoyensis ATCC 20868, 2043 nucleotides long. RefSeq names its product BRCT. Lineage: Eukaryota; Fungi; Ascomycota; Leotiomycetes; Helotiales; Helotiaceae. Gene Ontology annotation, cellular component: Dbf4-dependent protein kinase complex; nucleus. Gene Ontology annotation, molecular function: zinc ion binding; protein serine/threonine kinase activator activity; nucleic acid binding. Bases 1 to 2043 code for a protein of 680 amino acids. The record is from RefSeq and is a predicted model, not a curated record. Gene Ontology annotation, biological process: regulation of cell cycle phase transition; positive regulation of nuclear cell cycle DNA replication. The transcript is spliced from 3 exons.
AUGUCGAGCAGAAGAGCCCCUCUUCUAAAUAAUCCUAAUGCCAUCAAUUCGCCCUACCGACCAUCUGCGGCUGCUCCCUCGAAGCAAAAGCGUUCAUAUGCGAACAUUCAACGCGAAGAUGCCUAUGGGCAACCACCCCCAGCGAAGAAACAGAUGGUAGAGAGUAGACCGGCCUUACGAACACCCCCACGUCACCAGAGCACUCACGUACAAGGGGAAGGUCGCGUUUUCACUCGAAAAUCAACAAGUCAACAAUCCGCAUUUGAACGAAAAUGUGUUGUUGCUGCCAGGGAAAAGAGCGCUCAGCAAACAGUAGUGAAGGCUGAAAAAACCACGGAAGAAAACUUGGAAAUCAUAAGGGCAUGGCAGAAACAUUAUCGCAGAGAGUUUCCCAAGUUCGUUUUUUACUUUGAGAGUGUAUCGGAGGAGGCUCGUCUGAAAUGCACCAAGCAGGUUGUAGCACUUGGAGCAAGAGAAGAGAAAUUUUUCUCAAACGCUGUCACUCAUGUUGUUACCACCCGAAGUAUUCCAGCUGAGCAUGUUAGCACGGUGGAAGAAACGUCGUCGACAACAAACGAAACAAACUCCCAAAACAGCCAACCUCAAACAAUCAAUCCUUCUCUACUAGAUAGAUCAUCCGAGUCUGCCAAUGUGCAAUCAGACUCAUUUGCGACCAAAGGAAAAUUUUCUUUCGAAACUCAUAUAAACAGACGGCUGGGCCCACAGGUACAGGACGCUGAAAUACGAAGACAACAAGCUCGCAACGCAGAUGUACUACAUCGUGCUCGCGACUUGCACAUGAAAAUAUGGGCUUUGGAGAAGCUUCAACGAAUGAUGACCACUAUCUUUGACACAGAUACGGGAUACCAAGCAAUCCAUGGGCAUAAUACUCGCAGCAAUUCGGUACACGCCUCAAUUCCACGCGCCGGUGCUAAUCUGUCACAGCUUCUCAGAAACGAGAAACUCAAUGGACCGUCGGAUAGAGACCCUACUGUUGCAUCGAAAGAGCUCACUCUGUUCAAGGGUUUUUUUAUUUAUAUUCAUGACAUUGAUGAGAAGCAACGCCCCAUUAUGGUUCGAGAUUACCCAAAGGUGUCUCACAAGGAAGAAGGUGAAUGGCCGCAGUUUCGUAGCGUCACUGGAGGCAAAUGCCCUUUCGUUGAAGAGCGUGAUUACAGCCAUAGGGAGGAACAAAAGGAGAAGGAGCGGUUACGUAGGCAACAGGAGAAGCAAAAGGCCAGUGCUCCAAGGACAAGAGCAGCAACUGCAGUACAAGACGCUAAGAUGCAACCACCCCGAUCUCUCAGCAAACAUGCCUUAGCGGAGACAAGCGUAGGCUCUAAUAGAAACAUCACCGUUGCGACAAAUCAGACGAACCCUUUCGCGCCAUCCAAAUCCUCUCUUGCUUAUCGUAACGAUAUCGAGCCGUCGUCCCACCGAGGAAACGCCUUUGUAAGUCGCGCUGGUGCUGGACGACUGCUCGCUGGAGAGCCAGUUGCCUCGGGGUUGCAAGCAUCUAAUAUCACCUCGGCUAUUCGUUCACAAAUGAUAUCCUCAACUUCAGCACAGCCAGGUGCAAAGGCUGGAACGAGCAAAGAAGUUCACGGGCUACAGAGGAAAGUUCUCGAGAAGAACAGUGGCGGCCCGGGCUCUUAUGGACUUGCGAGCUCUCAUCGAGUGAACGACUUAAGUGCCGUGGUUAGAGAAGACUCGCUUUCUCGCCAGUCCAGACGCAAGGAGAACCUUGAGCAGCUCGUAGAAGAGGAUACGUAUCAGUCCGAGCAGGAGAAAGUAGCAAGAAAAGCCGAAGUUGUCAAAAAAUUGAAGACGGUGCAUCAGAGGAAGGCGGAGAAGCGUGAUCUCAAACCGGGAUACUGCGAGAACUGUCAGGAUAAGUUCGAAGACUUCGACGAGCACAUACUCUCUCGGAAACAUCGCAAAUUCGCCGAAAAGGCUGAAAAUUGGAAGGAGCUUGAUGCGUUGCUCAACAAGCUGGUUAGACCUCUAAAGCAAGUCGAGGGAGAAUACGAAGAAGACUAUUAA